Triticum urartu is the source of this 2360-nucleotide messenger RNA. The record is from RefSeq and is a predicted model, not a curated record. Lineage: Eukaryota; Viridiplantae; Streptophyta; Magnoliopsida; Poales; Poaceae.
ACUCUUCUCCAAGUCAGACAUGGAUUCCAAAACAUCAUUCUGCGGUGCUCUCCUGCUACUUGCGGCGCUGCUGCCUCUUUCAGCUAGCGCGUCGAGCAAACUCUAUAUCGUGUAUAUGGGGGAAAAGAAGCAUGAUGACCCGUCCGUGGUCAUCGCGUCGCACCAUGACAUACUAACAUCUGUUUUUGGGAGCAAGGAUGAAGCCUUGAGGUCCAUAGUUUACAGUUACAAGCAUGGAUUUUCUGGGUUCGCAGCCAUGCUUACCAAGUCUCAAGCUGAGGCAAUCGCAAAAUUUCCCGAAGUUGUCACUGUGAAGCCAAACACUUUUCAUGAAACACACACAACUCGGAGCUGGGACUUCCUCGCCCUUGAACAUAACCAAGGACCACAACAACCGGGACUCCUCAAACAAGCGAAGUAUGGUGAAGAUGUCAUCGUGGGUGUGAUUGAUUCAGGCAUAUGGCCUGAAUCGCAAAGCUUUGAUGACAACGGGUAUGGUCCUGUGCCGGCACGGUGGAAAGGGAAAUGCCAGACUGGCCAGAAGUUCAACGCCACAAGUUGCAACCGAAAGAUCAUCGGCGCGCGGUGGUAUGGUCCUGGCAUCAGUGCAGAGGUGCUAAAGAGUGACUACAAGUCGCCUAGGGACAUCCAGGGCCAUGGCACACAUGUCGCAUCGACUAUCGCUGGCACGGAAGUGCAGGGUGUGAGCUACGGAGGCCUAGGCAUGGGCGUGGCACGCGGCGGGGCGCCACGUGCGCGGUUCGGUAUCUACAAGGCGUGCUGGGUGGGUGCGGGUUGCCCCGACGCAGCGGUCCUUGCGGCCAUCGAUGACGCCAUAUAUGAUGGUGUGGAUGUUUUGUCGCUAUCGAUUGCAGGGGUUGGUCAUGAGCUCCCAGGGACACUGCAUGCUGUGCAAAGAGGGAUAUCCGUCGUGUUUGGUGGAGGGAACGAUGGCCCGGUGCCACAGACUAUAAGUAAUGCCGUACCAUGGGUUACGACGGUGGCCGCUAGCACGAUUGACCGUUCUUUCCCGACGUUGAUAUCGCUCGGAAACAAAGAAAAGCUUGUGGGGCAGUCUAUAAACUACAAUGCGGCUAUGAACAACAGCGGCUUUCAGGACCUUGUAUAUGCGGGGAGCUGCGACGCCGAAUCACUGGCGUUGAGCAAUGUCACUGGCAAAACCGUCCUCUGUUACGCACCAGCCCAGACAGCCACCACGCCCCCCAGGCAAGCACUCCCUUUGGCAAUCAAAAGCACCGUCGAAGCAGGGGCCAAGGGCCUCAUCUUUGCACAGUACACAGCCAACAAUCUGGACCACCUGGCCACGUGCAAGGGAGUUAUGCCUUGCGCUCUGGUGGAUUUCGAGAUCGCACAACGAAUUCUCUCCUACUGGGACAUGACUGAGAAUCUGGUGGUGAAGGUGUCCCCGGCAGCAAGCGUUGUCGGAAACGGCGUGUUGUCGCCGAGGGUCGCCUCGUUCUCGUCCAGAGGUCCAAGCAUGUUGUUCCCUAGCAUACUCAAGCCCGACAUUGCUGCACCUGGCGUCAGCAUCUUGGCAGCUGACCGCAACUCCUACGUGUUCAAAUCCGGGACAUCCAUGGCGUGCCCACAUGUCUCCGCUGUGACCGCACUGCUCAAGUCGGUUCACCCUGGCUGGUCACCUGCCAUGAUCAAGUCUGCCAUCGUCAGCACAGCAUCUGUGACGGAUCGUUUUGGCAUGCCAAUCCAAGCAGAAGCGGUCCCAAGGAAACUAGCCGACCCCUUCGACUUUGGUGGUGGACAUAUUGACCCAGAAAGAGCUGUUGAUCCUGGCUUGGUUUACGACGUGGAUGCAAGGGAGUACAACAAGUUUUUCAACUGCACCCUUGGAUAUUUAGAUGGUUGUGAGUCCUACUACCUCAAUCUCAACCUCCCGUCAAUUGCCGUGCCAGACCUCAAAGACAAGGUGGUGCUUCAGCGCACUGUGACUAACGUUGGGCCGGCAGAAGCAACAUAUCAUUUAGUGGUUGAAGCUCCAGCGGGGAUAGAUGUGUUCGUGGAGCCAUCUGUGAUUAAUUUCACCCAAAGCGGUAGUAAAAGCGCGAAGUUUAUGGUGAGAUUCACAGCAAGGCAGAGAGUACAAGGUGGGUACACUUUCGGGAGCUUGACAUGGUCAGAUGGAGGUACUCGCUCAGUGAGAAUUCCUAUUGCGGUGCGGACUGUGAUACAAGACUUUGUUGCAGAUACAUCUUAAACUCCGAACUAGUUAUUGUACACCUUAUUUAUGUAUCCAUGUAGUUGGCAUAAAAAAUGUAGGAGAAACACCGAGUAUUAAAUUUGUAUUUCAUCACAGGAAAUGUUAUACUGGAAUAAUACGAUUC